Metschnikowia bicuspidata var. bicuspidata NRRL YB-4993 is the source of this 2706-nucleotide messenger RNA. RefSeq names its product Sef1p (gene SEF1). Lineage: Eukaryota; Fungi; Ascomycota; Pichiomycetes; Serinales; Metschnikowiaceae. The transcript is spliced from 2 exons. Gene Ontology annotation, cellular component: nucleus. Gene Ontology annotation, molecular function: DNA-binding transcription factor activity, RNA polymerase II-specific; zinc ion binding; transcription cis-regulatory region binding. The record is from RefSeq and is a predicted model, not a curated record. The coding region runs from base 1 to 2706 and encodes 901 amino acids. Gene Ontology annotation, biological process: DNA-templated transcription; regulation of DNA-templated transcription.
AUGGACAAAUCAAAAAUGAAGUCCAUUCUACCCAAGCCUUCCGGGUCUAUGCUGGCUGCACCUGCCUCCAUGAUGGGGAGCAAAAGGAAGUCCAUGUCUUCCGCAGAAAUAUACUCAAAGAGGCCCAAGCAAUCGCAGUCCUCGCCGUCGCCAACAUUCUCAAGCUCCAUGAUGGACUCAGUGCAACUUUCUCCAGAUGAUGGCGAAUCCAAAGAUCACGACGCUUCACACUCACUGAAGCAGGCCAGACCUGUGACCAGUUGCACGUUCUGCCGGCAGCACAAAAUAAAAUGCAACGCAUCUCAAAACUUUCCGUCGCCUUGCACCAGAUGUAGCAAGUUAGGGCUUAAGUGUGAAAUCGAUCCCCAGUUCAAGCCCAAGAAGGGCUCUCAGAUCCAAAUGUUGAUUGGAGACGUUGAGGAGUUGAAAGCCAAAAUCGAGACGCUUUCUCAAAACGAGCACUUGUUGACACAGGCUUUAAACCAGCACAAUCGGCAGUUCCUGCAACCAGGCAUAUCCGGUCCGCAUCCGGCGUCUUUUCCUGGGUUUUCCAAUAGAAUGCCAUUUUCAGCAAGCAACACACCAAAUUCCGCAAUGGACCAAAUAACAGGACAUGUUAGGUCGCCUCUUGGAUAUUCUCGCGUGCCUUCCUAUUACCCGUCUCCCUCUGGUGUUAUGGUGAACGAUGCAACUGGUCCCACGUCUGCCGUCACAAGUUUAAAUCAAGUAUUGGCCGUGAAUUCGGCAGACAACUCACCCGCGACUCAUAGAAUCGACACAUUAAAUAAAGAAAAUGCUUCACCCGAUGUCGAAGGGUGUGCCAUUCCAGAGUAUUCUGAAUUCAUACUUGGAGAUGUAAGACUUCCCUUGAAGAAGGCUGAAGAGCUUCACGAUAAAUUCAUGACCAAACUCGUUCCUUUUUUACCCAUAAUAUCUUCUAGGAGUGCAUCACAGCUAUAUUAUAACUCGCAGCUCUUGUUUUGGACUGUCAUGUUGACUGCAUCCCUCUCUGAGCCGGAACCCACCCUAUACAUGUCUUUGGCGUCUUUGAUUAAACAGUUGGCCAUUGAGACUUGUUGGAUUAGAACUCCACGCUCCACACAUGUUAUCCAGGCGCUAAUCAUUCUUUCCAUUUGGCCAUUACCAAAUGAGAAAGUUUUGGACGACUGUUCUUAUAGAUUUGUGGGAUUGGCGAAAAACCUUUCUCUUCAGUUGGGAUUGCAUCGGGGUGGUGAGUUCAUUCAAGAAUUCAGCAGAACCCAAGCAGAUUUAGGGCCCGAAUCUGACCUUUGGCGCACUAGAUCAUGGCUCGCUGUAUUUUUCUGUGAUCAUUUCUGGGCUUCAACGCUUGGCUUGCCACCAUCAAUCAACACCACUGAUUAUUUGCUUGAGAAUGCUCGAAUAGACUAUUCUCUUCCUACAAACUUCAGAUCUUUGAUUUCGCUAUCUAUUUUCCAGUGCAAGUUGGUAAAUGUGAUGGGUAUUUCCGUCACAAGAUCAGAUGGUUUACUCGAGCCACUGAAUCGUGCUGCUUCUUUGAACAUACUCGACCGUGAACUAGAACGGCUCAAAUUCAAGCUAAACGUGAUGGAGGGCUCUUCGGUUGAAAUUUACAGUCUCUAUAUACGAUUGAUGAUCUGUUGUUUUGCAUUUUUACCGGGAACCCCAAUUGAAGAUCAAGUCAAAUAUGUGAGCGCAGCAUAUUCGUCAGCCACCAGAAUCAUUACCAUAGGAUCUCAGAUUUUGAGCUUGAACUCGAUCUCUUUGAUCGAGCUUCCGAUCUAUGUCAGACAAUCCCUCACUUAUGCGGCGUUUAUUUUGUUCAAAUUACAUUUGUCGCGUUACCUCAUUGAUAAAUAUGUGGAUAGUGCAAGACAAUCUAUUGUCACUGUGCACAGAUUAUUCAGAAAUACGCUAUCGUCUUGGAAAGAUCUUCAAAAUGAUAUUUCAAGAACCUCUAAGGUGCUUGAGGACUUAAACAUUGUGCUAUAUACAUACCCCGAGAUUUUCAUUCCCAACAGCACACCGGAUUCUAGCGGCAGCAUUAUUAGUCGCAUGAGAUCUCAUUUGACCGCAUCACUUUUUUAUGAUUUGGUGUGGUGUAUUCAUGAAGCUCGAAGACGUAAACUAGCAAACAAGAAUGGCGAGCAGCAAGUGACAAGAAUCAAAGCGGAAGGCGAAGAAGAAGGAGAGGUUGGGCCACGACCACAGCCUUUGCCUUUCUACAAUCAAAUCACCAAAGAUGAUUUCAAAACUAUCACGACAACUACUCCCAGUGGCACCACGAUUACAACUUUGGUUCCAACCGACCAGGCAUUACAUCAAGCCAGAAGUACCCAUCAACAUGGAUCGAAUAAGCCGCUUGAAAUCAAUGGUAUUCCCCUCGCGAUGCUCGAGGCAACAGGUAGCACGAAGGAUGCGAAUUCGGCUGAGUUUUCACAACCAAAACAAACUCAGAUGGAAUUGGCACUGUACCUGGCCAUGACCAAAGACAACAUGGAUAUUGCAAACGCACCGGUGCAAUUUGAAGACGCGAGAUUGCACACAGGAGGCUACCCGUACAAUGCCAACUCUGCGCCCAUGUCUGGCAUGGCAGAUCAGUUGGAUAAUUUUUUCCAGCAACAAUCGCAUGGAUGGCUCAACAACAAUGGCCAGGACGACGACUUCCUUGGGUGGAUUGACGUAAACAUGAUACACGAAAAGUGA